Cynara cardunculus var. scolymus (artichoke) is the source of this 1134-nucleotide messenger RNA. RefSeq names its product zinc finger CCHC domain-containing protein 10. The transcript has 2 exons. Bases 154 to 957 code for a protein of 267 amino acids. Lineage: Eukaryota; Viridiplantae; Streptophyta; Magnoliopsida; Asterales; Asteraceae. The record is from RefSeq and is a predicted model, not a curated record.
GACUCGUUGUUAAAAUUAAAUAGGGUUUCUGAAGAAAAUCCCAAUUGCCUUCCGCGUUGCUUUUUUUGUGUGAAUUUCCCCUCGUCCUUGAAAAGGUUGUUCCAAUUGUUACAGGAUCUGGAUUCAGGUUUUGAUUCUUCCUCUGUUCAGUAGAUGUCUGGUAAAGAAGAAAAAGGUGGUGCACAGGAUGCAGCAGAAAGAAUCAAGGCUGCAACUCUUUCAGCUGCUAAGGGGCUUAGUCGUUCUCAAGCAGAACGUGCAGCAGCUGCUGCAGCACGCAAUGUAAAUGCGUAUGGGCAGAAGGAAGAAGGGCCAAGUAGAUGGCAAGAAAGGAAAGAAGCAAAGCGGCAAAUGUAUCUGAUGAGUACAGAAAAACAAGUGAGGCUGGGUGAAAGGAAAGACCAAAAAUCUUCAAUGUCAACAGCCACUCAUUGUCAGAAGUGUUUCCAACCUGGGCACUGGACAUAUGAGUGUAAAAAUGAAAGAGUUUACAUUUCACGGCCCUCACGCACUCAGCAGCUGAAAAACCCCAAAUUGAGAAUGCGGGGUCCAGUUUCAUAUGAUUUGGAUAACCCGGAGAUUGAGAAAGUUGAUAAGAAGAAGAAGAAGCAUAGUAGUAAAAGUAAGAAUAAUAAAAGGAAGCAUAAUAACAGCGAUAGUGAAGCUUCAGUGUUUGAAUCUGAUAGCGAGUCUUCAUCACUUACUGGGUCUGGUUCUUCUUCUGAAGAUAGUGAUUCAAGUUACACUUCAUCUUCCGACUCUGGAGAAGAGAGAAAGAGAAGGAAGAAGAACAAGAAGAAGGUGAAAGAACAGAGGAAAAGGAAACAGCGUCGGCAUAGUUCAAGUUCCGAGUCAUCUGAGUCGGAAUCGGAAUCCGAAUCCGAAUCAGAGUCGGAAUCUGAUUCUGAUGACAGCAGAAACAGGAAGAAGAGCAAAAGGCAUAGCCGAAGGCGUUGAAUUGUGCAUCAUGUUACUAUUGGUAUUUGAAAAUUGAAAUCGAGGUUGACGAAGCAUCCGAACCUGGGGAUUUGAUAUUUACUAUUUGUUUGUAUUGCUUGAACUUAAAUUCCUUUUCCUUCAUAUGAUACUUGUAGGCUUUAGCAUUAUGAAAAAAAAAACCCUUUUUAAGUCGAU